Brassica rapa (field mustard) is the source of this 719-nucleotide messenger RNA. Its product is annotated as flowering time control protein FCA-like. Gene Ontology annotation, cellular component: nucleus. Lineage: Eukaryota; Viridiplantae; Streptophyta; Magnoliopsida; Brassicales; Brassicaceae. The record is from RefSeq and is a predicted model, not a curated record. Gene Ontology annotation, molecular function: RNA polymerase binding; transcription coregulator activity.
UUUCUCAGUGCCUCAGUGUUUAUUUGAUCACUUCCUUCGUCUUUCCUUUCAGGGUUCUGAUCAGCCUCUGAUUGUUAGAUUUGCAGACCCUAAAAAACCUCGUCUAGGGGAACCAAGGUUUAACUUUAACGCUCCACCUGCAAUGCAACAAUACGACCCAAAUUGGCACCCACAACCAUAUCCCCAAUGGGGAAACAAUGAACAUGCAGCUCCUAGAUUCGUUGAUUUCGCUUCUCAGCCAAAUCACUUCCCGCAGCAAAAUGCUCAAGCAGUAUCCGAGUUUCAACAACCGCUGCAUCAGAAAUCUGAGACUGCCAGCGUGAAGACUAGAAGCGAUGGUCAGAAGAUUUCUAGUCGUUCAAAUGCCAUCCAUGAAGAUCAAAAUACAGAAGAAUGUGACUGGAGUGAGCACACUUGUCCUGAUGGGAACAAGUAUUAUUUCCAUUGUGUCACUUGUGAAAGCACGUGGGAGAAACCAGAGGAGUACUCCAUGUUUGAGAGAUGGUUCGACGAGCAAAUAAGGCUACAAGAUCAAAAUAUUGCCAAGAGCCAAGAUGCAAUAAAAAACACCCAGCAAGAUGAGUCUACUCUAUUGGAACAGACUACUAAACUCCAACAACAAUCCUUAUCCACAGCGGAUCAGGAGAACAAUUCAGUAUAUCCGGUAGUAACAAGAGUGAGUGGCUGUUGAAACGUCGUGUCCAUAAAAAUGUCUCAGG